Molecule: messenger RNA, 1620 nt
Organism: Rhinichthys klamathensis goyatoka
Lineage: Eukaryota; Metazoa; Chordata; Actinopteri; Cypriniformes; Leuciscidae
Gene: harbi1
Product: harbinger transposase derived 1
Exons: 2
Coding region: 299-1345 (348 amino acids)
Source: RefSeq, a predicted model, not a curated record
CAGUUUGAGAUAAAUGCUGUUAUAAAAAUAUGUGAUUUGGAAUGGAUAGGCUAGGCUUGUGUUAGCAGCCACGCACUGAAGAAAUCAAUACAGCGGUGCAUGCAGGAACAUUUAGCACGUUUCGUUCCCAUACCAAUUGCUUUUCUAUGAAUUGCGAAUGUUAUUAAUUAACAUAUAUCAUUCAAAAGUAGCCAAGUGUAUGUGGGUGUUGGAUGGUUUAGUUAUUGGCACAGCAUUGCAUGACACUCGCUGACAUUCACAUGUGCCAUUUGUCCAUAGGUCCUCCUGAGUGUGUGGAAUGGCAAUCUCUAUUGCGAUCCUAGACUGUGACCUGCUGCUGCAUGGUCGAGGGCACAAAACACUGGAUCGAUUUGAUAUCGAGACAGUGUCGGAUGAAUUUCUGCUGACAACAUUCGGCUUCCCACGUGAGUUCAUUUAUUACCUGGUGGAACUACUAAAGGACAGCUUGUUGAGACGGACACAGAGGUCACGAGCCAUUAGUCCAGAUGUUCAGAUACUCGCAGCGCUGGGAUUCUACACAACCGGCUCCUUCCAGAGCAAGAUGGGAGAUGCGAUUGGCAUCAGCCAGGCAUCCAUGAGUCGUUGUGUGUCUAAUGUCACUAAAGCUCUGAUUGAGAAAGCACCAGAGUUUAUUGGCUUCACUAGGGAUGAGGCCACCAGGCAGCAGUCUAAAGAGGAGUUUUACAGAAUAGCAGGAAUUCCCAAUGUCAUGGGAGUAGUGGACUGUGCACAUAUAGCCAUUAAAGCUCCCAAUGCAGAUGACUCUUCCUAUGUAAAUAAAAAAGGAUUUCACUCAAUCAAUUGCCAAUUAGUAUGUGAUGCCAGAGGACUGCUGCUGAGCGCUGAGACACAUUGGCCGGGUAGUCUGACAGACAGAGCUGUCUUUAAGCAGUCCAGUGUGGCAAAGCUAUUUGAAGAGCAAGACAAUGACGAAGGUUGGCUUUUAGGUGACAACCGGUACCCUCUAAAGAAGUGGUUGAUGACUCCAGUGCAGAGUCCGGAGUCCCCUGCUGACUACCGCUAUAACGUGGCCCACACAACGACACAUGAGAUUGUGGACCGCACGUUCAGAGCCAUUCAGACACGUUUCCGGUGCCUGGAUGGGGCAAAGGGUUACCUGCAGUAUUCCCCAGAGAAAUGCUCCCAUAUCAUCCAGGCCUGUUGUGUGCUACAUAAUAUUUCCCUGCAGUCCGGCCUUGAUGCCUGGACUUUUGAGAGGACUGAGGCCACGGACCAAUCAGGGGAGGAUAUCGAUCCCACUGACACUGUCGAUCCAGAGGCUCUAAGAGUUCGACAGGAAAUCGUCCAAAAUCAUUUCAGCUAGGACGGAAUUUGGGAUUCACCAUUUAAUUAUUUUUAAUCGUUAAUACACAUGCCAUUGCCUUUUUUUUUUUGUUAAAUGGUUAGUUCACCCAAAAAUUAAGUUUCUGUCAGUAAUUACUCACCCUCAUGUCAUUCCAAACCUGUAAGACCUUCGUUCAUCUUCAGAACACAAAUUAAGAUAUUUUUGAUGAAAUCUGAAAGGUUUCUGAACCAGCCAUAGGCAGCAGCGUCAUUGCAACUUUCAUGGCCCAGAAAGGUAGUAAAGACAUCGUUAAA